Aspergillus ochraceoroseus IBT 24754 is the source of this 5032-nucleotide messenger RNA. RefSeq lists its product as uncharacterized. Bases 100 to 4722 code for a protein of 1540 amino acids. NCBI's taxonomy places the organism in Eukaryota, Fungi, Ascomycota, Eurotiomycetes, Eurotiales, Aspergillaceae. The transcript has 6 exons. Gene Ontology annotation, cellular component: endosome. Gene Ontology annotation, molecular function: heat shock protein binding; ATP binding. Gene Ontology annotation, biological process: protein transport to vacuole involved in ubiquitin-dependent protein catabolic process via the multivesicular body sorting pathway; protein folding; response to heat. The record is from RefSeq and is a predicted model, not a curated record.
UUCGGCCCAGGGAAAGCUACAGAAAAUCAGGAGUGGAAUGGGUAUUUUACUCUUUGCUCAACUGACUCCGUUGAUUUCCUUGGUAUCCUAUCUCUCACAAUGAACCCUGCUUCCGCUGCCAUGCCCAAGGCUGCGGCUUUGCCCGCCCGUCUACUGCGGACCUCGCAGCGAUACUCUCAACAGGGUCCAGCUGCCAAUGUUCGAUCGUCCUCUUCGCCGCGACAAUACCAUGUUUCCAUACUUCAGCACCCCGUCAAGCGUCCGCAGGAAGGCGCCUGUGCAAAGAAGUCCCUUGGAUAUGUUCCCUCUAGGAGCUUCCACACAACGAAUUCCCUCGCCGCCGUCCCUGACCCAUACAGAGUCCUAGGGGUAGAUAAGGGCGCCUCCGCCGGCGAUAUUAAAAAGGCCUACUAUGGAAUGGCAAAGAAAUACCAUCCGGAUACCAACAAAGAUCCAGGCGCCAAAGAGAAAUUCGCCGAGGCUCAGUCGGCGUACGAGUUGCUAUCCGAUGCGAAGAAGCGAGAGACAUAUGAUCGAUUUGGGUCGGCUGCCUUUGACCAAAACGGCGGCUUUGAUCCCAAUGCCGCUGCCGGAGGCAAUCCGUUCGCAGGUGCCGGUGGCUUCCACGGGUUUGGCGGAGGUUUCCCGGGUGGUUUUGGAGCGGAUAUCAAUUUCGAAGAUCUUUUCGGUGCCUUUGCCGGUGGUGCUCGUCGAGCUGGUCGUGGCAAGCGAAGCCCGUUCCAAGAGAUUCUGGUCGGUGAAGAUAUUGAAGUCCAGACCAACAUCUCGUUCAUGGAAGCGGCCAAGGGUACAUCGCAAGACAUCGUCAUCACGCCGCUGAUGGAAUGCGGUACAUGUAAGGGUGACGGUCUGAAAAAGGGCGCAAAACGGUCUCAAUGCCGUCAGUGCAAUGGUUCGGGAACCAGGGUACACUUCAUGCAGGGAGGCUUCCAGGUCGCGGCUACUUGUGAUGCCUGUGGCGGAGCGGGUCAGAUUGUCCCUCGAGGAUCCGAAUGUGGUUCCUGCCACGGUAAUGGAGUUACUCGCGAUCGAAAAACCGUCCGGGUCGACAUCCCCGGCGGCGUUGAAGACGGUAUGCGCCUGCGAAUUGCCGGGGAAGGUGAUGCUCCUCCCACAGGGACUUCAGCUGCACCUGGGUCGCGGACGCAGCGCGGUGAUCUUUUUGUAUCUAUCCGAGUCGCUCCGGAUGAACGUUUCAGUCGCUCCGGAUCGGACAUCCUCUACACUGCAUCAAUCCCGCUGACUACCGCUCUCCUUGGUGGUGAAGUGACCGUUCCGACACUGGAUGGGCAAGUGAAGGUCAAGGUCUCCACCGGAACUGGGACUGGGGACAGAAUCACACUGUCCGGUAUGGGCAUGAAGAAACUCGGUGGCCGGUCGCGAGCGUUCGCUCCUACCGGUGACCUGAAGGUCGAGUUCAAGGUCCAGAUGCCCAAGUACUUGACCGGCAACCAGCGCACCAUUCUCGAGGUUCUCGCAGACGAAAUGGGGGACAAGACAGCCCGACGGAUCAUGGACAUUCCAAAGGACGGUACUCCUCCAUCAUCCGAUGCUUCUUCCGGAGGAGACGCUUCGCAGAACGACGGGUUCCUCAAGUCCGCCUGGCACAAGCUCAUGAAUCACAAGAAGCCCUGCGAGUCCGAAAAGUCGAACGAAAAUGGGAGCUCCCCGCUCCUCCACGGCAAGAUGGUUCAGUCGCCUAUGAUAUCAUGCCCCCUCAAGCAAACCAACGAAAUCGAUUGGAUUCAACCUCUCAAGGACUACAUCCGUCAGAGCUAUGGUGAAGAUCCCGAACGCUAUGGUCAAGAAUGCGCCACUCUCAACCGUUUGCGCCAGGAUAUGAGGGGCGCUGGCAAGGACAGUGCGACAGGGCGCGACCUGCUGUACCGGUACUACGGGCAGCUGGAGCUGCUGGAUUUGAGAUUCCCUGUCGACGAGAACCAUAUCAAAAUCUCUUUCACUUGGUACGAUGCCUUCACACACAAACCGACUGCCCAAUAUUCCCUUGCCUUCGAGAAAGCCUCGAUUAUUUUCAACAUCUCCGCGGUGCUUUCGUGCCAUGCAGCGAAUCAGAACCGUGCAGAGGAUACUGGUCUCAAGACCGCCUAUCACUCCUUCCAGGCCUCUGCCGGAAUGUUCACCUACAUCAAUGAGAACUUCCUCCAUGCCCCGUCGACCGACCUCAACCGCGAAACCGUUAAGACUCUCAUCAACAUUACACUUGCCCAAGGGCAAGAGGUAUUUCUCGAGAAGCAAGUAAUGGAUAACAAGAAGCCCGGUUUCCUUGCGAAACUCGCUAGUCAGGCCUCCUACCUCUACGCUCAGGGUGUCGAGGGCACAUUAGAGCAUGCAAAGGGAGUCUUCGAUAAGUCAUGGGCCAUUAUUUUGCAAGCCAAGUCGGCACACAUGGGCUCUGUGGCAUCUUACUACCAGGCCUUAGCUGACUGUGAGACCGGUUCGCACGGAGUGGCCGUUGCGAGGCUCCAGUUAGCGGAGAAGAGCUCUGCAACCGCGCUGAGCUGGGCGAAAUCGUUCCCCUCGUCGGUCUCUCCGAAUACAAAUCUGAGUUCAGAAGCUGGCCCCAAUCUGGUAGAUAUUAUCAAAUUCCACCUGGCCAAUGUGCAGUCCCGGCUCGCGACUUUCAUCAAGGACAAUGAUUUCAUUUAUCACCAGCCCGUCCCAAGCGAAGCAGGAUUAUCUGCAGUGUCAAAGCUACCCGCAGCGAAGGCGAUCCCUGUUAGUGAGCUCUACCAGGGGCAAGAUAUCCAGCGAAUUAUUGGUCCGGAUAUCUUCCAGAAACUUGUUCCAAUGUCAGUAACGGAAACUGCGAGUCUAUACGACGAAGAGAAGGCCAAGUUGAUCCGAGCAGAAACAGAAAAAGUUGAGACUGCGAAUGGGGAAAUGGCAGCGAGUUUGGAUUACUUCAAGCUUCCUGGCAGCCUAAACAUCCUGAAAGGGGGCAUGGACCAAGAGAUGACUGUGGAUGAAGAGUUCCAGCGAUGGUGUCAAGAGCUAGCAGGCCAUGAUUCCUUUAGCAAAGCCUUUGAUGGCCUACAGGAUCGCAAGUCACAGGUGUUGGCGCAGCUGGAUCAGUGUUCGAAACAGCUAGACCUGGAGGAGAGCGUGUGCGAAAAGAUGCGCUCCAAGUACGGAGCCGACUGGGGCCAACAGCCUAGCGCUCGACUAAACACAACACUUCGUGGUGAUAUUCGGACGUACCGGGACACGAUUCACGAAGCAAGUGCUAGCGAUUCUCAGCUUCUUGCCAGUCUCCGUCAGUACGAGUCGGACUUUGACGAGAUGCGAUCCGCUGGUGAAACAGAAGAGGCAGAUGUUCUCUUCCAAAGGGCUAUGAUCAAAGCUGGAUCAAAGCAGGGCAAAGGCAAGAAUGGCGUUGCUAGCCCUUACUCCUCGAUAGUCGAGGGCAGCCUACUGGACGAUGUUUAUGAUGAUGGGGCGCCAUCUGUGGCGGAACAAAUUGCCCGAGUAGAGUCUAUUCUGAAGAAAUUAAACCUGGUCAAACGGGAGCGAGCGCAGGUUUUGAAGGACUUGAAGGAAAAGGUGCACACUGAUGACAUCUCAAACGUCUUGAUUCUCAACAAGAAAUCCCUCACCGGACAAGAAAGUCAACUCUUCGAGGCAGAAUUGGAAAAAUUCCGUCCGCAUCAAAAUCGCUUACUUCAAGCCAACCAUAAGCAAACUGCGUUGAUGAAAGAGCUUACCAAAACCUACGGAGAUCUACUCCAGGACAAGCGAGUGAGGGCUGAACAAUCCAAGUACGAAACGAUAACUCGUCAACGCAAUUCUGUAAUGGCUAGGUAUAAAAAGAUCUACGACUCCUUCAACAACCUACGAUCAGGUACUACACAAGCACAGACAUUUUACACCGACAUGGGUGAAACAGUGGAUAGCCUGAGGAAAAAUGUGGACACCUUCAUCAACAACCGCCGGUCAGAAGGCGCGCACUUGUUAGGUCAGAUUGAGCGGGAGAAGGCAACUGGAGCAUCCGACCACGAGGAACGCGAGCGAGAAAAACUGAGACAGCUGAUGGAGCGCCUUUCUACGGAGCCCAAGCCGGCUUCGAUCUCGUCUUCCUCGGCAGCUACCGGUCCCGCCCAAGCCAAGUCUCCUCCCCCGCCAGUCAAGACCCCGAGCUACCCAACCCCAGGUAUUGCUCCGCCUAAGAUGUCCCCGGCCUUCCCACCAGCUAUUUCACAGCAACAUGGUACUCCAAUUUCCCAUUCCCCAGCUCCUUACGGCCAAUACAUGUCCCCUGGGACAGGGGUGUCCUAUCUUCAGUCGCAGAGCUACCAUCAAGGCGCUGCAGCGCCACUCUCUGAGGGCUACAAUCCCAUGGCAUACCCGAUCCCUGCCUCAUCCAUGUCCCCUCCCCCCGGCCAGUUCUACUCAGCAACCCCUACUCCCUUCUACACUACUCCUACUCCACCCGUGCCUUCAACCCAGUAUAUGCCGCAAGGCUACGUUCCCCCUCCCCCUCCUCCCCGCCCCCAGCAAACCACUUACGCCCCUUCCACAGGCCCAUUCCCCUCAGGGCCCGGUGGAUACGCUCAGGCCAGGCCAUACGGUACAAUCCAGCACCACAAGGCACAGUCGCAGUCACACACCUCACCCCAGGCUGGCCAGCCUCCAUCUGCCUCGUCUUCCACUGAUCCCUGGGCCGGUCUAAACGCCUGGAAAUAAAGAAAGGGAGAGAGAGAGGGAGAAGAUAAUAAAAGACUACAAAUCCACUUCGUCCAAUUUCAGUUAAUUUUACUUCGAAUUUUUAUUUUCUCCUUCGUUCCCCGGCCCGGGCCCCCGGCUUCAUGGGCCAUGAAAGAGUUAUGAUGAUAGAUUUACAUUCUACGUUCGUACGGAUAGGUCAAACCAGUUUUGCAUUGAGGCGUUUUCUACUAUGUUUACCCCCAUUUUCUACCUGUUAUAUUUUAUGGUUAAUGCUUUGCCUUGGCCUUUGCUUUUGCUCUCCCCUGCUCUGCUCCAUUCCUAUCCCCCC